Molecule: messenger RNA, 273 nt
Organism: Carya illinoinensis
Lineage: Eukaryota; Viridiplantae; Streptophyta; Magnoliopsida; Fagales; Juglandaceae
Product: dolichol-phosphate mannose synthase subunit 3-like
Exons: 3
Coding region: 1-273 (90 amino acids)
Biological process (GO): GPI anchor biosynthetic process
Cellular component (GO): endoplasmic reticulum membrane; dolichol-phosphate-mannose synthase complex
Source: RefSeq, a predicted model, not a curated record
AUGAAGCAUAUUGUAAAGAUUAUGACGUUGCUGGUGGCAAUCUCUGCUUCAUGGUUUGGCCUCUUGCAGACAUCUAUGGUUCCAAGUAGACAUAAUUUGCUAGUACCGAUCUAUUUUAUGAUUUGUUUAGGAUGCUAUGGCCUAUUAAUGCAGGUUGGAGAUGGUUUAAUCCAAUUUCCAACUUAUCCUCAAGAAGCAUUGCUUUUGCAGCAGGAUAUCAUUGAGGCCAAAAAAUAUCUGAAGCCAAAAGGGAUUGACGUGGGUUCUCAUUGA